AUGAAGGAAAUGAUAAACUCUGACAAACUGGAAGCUGCUUGUAAGAACCCAAAAUUUUACACCACAAUUCAUUUUUUUGAUAAAUUCUGAUGUAAAUUUAGUAAUUGUUUUUAGGGCCACAAUUAAAAAUAUUUAAGAACUUAUCCUUGGAAAUGCAAUAAUUACUGAAAACUUUGAGGUUAGUACUCUCCUAAAAGAAGGAAAGAAUAUGGGAACAACAUUAAGAUAGACAAAAGAUAAUAAUAUUUUUGGACUUUGAUGAAUUAUUAUUUUUUUAUAUGUUUUAUCUCUCUAAAAGAGUAAAUAAUAAUUAUAAUAUUUCUGAAUUAUAAUUAGACGACGAAUAUAAGCACAGGAAAAUAAUUUUUUAAUCAAAAAUUCUAAGUUCUAUCUCUCAAUUUGAUCUUAUUAAUUAUUAAUUAAUCUAAUUACGAAUUAAUUAUUAAUAGUUAAAAGUAAUUUUGUAAUCACAAUAUAUAACCAACUCUCCUCUAAAUUGA
This is a messenger RNA of Paramecium primaurelia, 500 nucleotides long. The record is from the annotation of a GenBank genome assembly. NCBI's taxonomy places the organism in Eukaryota, Ciliophora, Oligohymenophorea, Peniculida, Parameciidae.